Messenger RNA from Cylindrotheca closterium, 1830 nucleotides. The record is from the annotation of a GenBank genome assembly. NCBI's taxonomy places the organism in Eukaryota, Bacillariophyta, Bacillariophyceae, Bacillariales, Bacillariaceae.
AUGGUUCGAGUCCCAUUCCUUUUCUUUUCGACGACCACAACAUGGUGUUUGCUGAAUCAAUUGGCAAUAAGCGCAGCUUCUUCGAGCGCCUUCAUUUGUUCCGACGACAAUGGUUUGACGCAACAAGUCAAUGACACUGGCUGCGCUUGCUUCAGUGGAGGCUUUGAACUAGAACAAGCUGUUCGUUAUUUUGUUGUGGACGGUUGUUCUGAUUCCAAAAAUUGCAACAAUUGGGUCGUGCAAAAAUAUGGUUGGCCAAUGGGAUCCUGGUGUGUUUCGAAUUUGAAUGAAAUGAGGAGAGUGUUUGAUAUGCGGAGAGUGCUUGAUGUACCGCCUUUCUUCAAUGAUGACAUUUCGUCGUGGGAUGUUUCGAAUGUCAAAGCCAUGGAUUACAUGUUCGAAGGUGCAUCAACAUUUAAUGGAGAUUUGUCAUCAUGGGAUGUUUCGAAAGUCACGAAUAUGCGCGGAAUGUUCAAUGAAGCGUCAUCCUUUAAUCAAGACUUGACAUCAUGGAAUACUUCGUCUGUGACUGACAUGGACGGAAUAUUCCGUGAAGCAUCGUCAUUCAAUGGCGACAUUUCAACAUGGGACGUGUCGAAAGUCACUGAUAUGAGUAAUACGUUCACAGGCGCGUCAUCCUUCAAUCGAGACUUGUCAUCAUGGGAUGUUUCCUCUGUGGUGUCUACACUUGGAAUGUUCAAAGACGCAAAGUCGUUCAAUCAAGAUUUGUCAUCAUGGGACGUGUCUUCUGUUGUUAUCAUGUAUGGCAUGUUCGACGGUGCAUCAUCCUUCAAUGGCGACAUUGCGUCAUGGGAUGUCUCUGGUGUCACCAAUAUGCUAAGAAUGUUUCAGGGUGAUUCAUCGUUCAAUCAAGACUUGGCAUCAUGGGACGUCUCUUCGGUGACAAACAUGCAUGAAAUGUUCCAGAACGCAUUUUCGUUCAAUCAAAACUUGUCAUCAUGGAAUGUUUCGAAAGUCACCAAUAUGAAUUCUAUGUUCAACAACGCAUUUUCGUUCAAUCAAAACUUGUCAUCAUGGAAAGUUUCCAAAGUUCAUGAAAUGGGUCGGAUGUUCAAUGGUGCAAAGUCAUUCAAUGGAGACUUAUCAUCGUGGGAUGUCUCCCAAGUCACAGAGGCGGAGAACAUGUUUGAAGGAGCUGCUGCUUUUGAUAAGUCUGCAGUCUGCAACUGGAGUGAUGCUUGGAAGAAACUAAUUCGCUGCAAGGAAGAAGCCGCAAUUCCAAAGAGUGGAGUUCUUGCCAGAUUUUUAAUGACCGCGGCAAUUCUCGGUUCCUUUGGCGGCCUAGCAGUAUUUCUGCAGUUUACUUGGAAGAAGCAAAGACAACGUCCUGCUCUACGUGAAGUUCAACCGACCAUGACACUGAGACAACAGCAGCAGCGUGAACGCAACGCAAGUAUUCAAGGAUUGACAGAGGAGGAACGAAAUCAAGCCCUUCAUGAGCAAUUUAUUACAAAAUUCAAUUUCCAAACCGUUUUGCCAGACCAAUCGACCAUCGCUGCAAAACAUGUCACAAAAUCGGCGUCCAAACAGGACCAUGAGCUGCCUUUUGCUGCAGACCCUUACGAUGAUGAAGACGCAUUCGAAGUUGAUGGGACGCAAGGUAACAUUUAUCAAGGUCUAUUGCGUUGGAGGAGACCAUCCGUUCAGGAUGAAUGCUGCAUAUGUUUGGAGUGUUAUGCUGCCGGAGAGACGAUCUGUGCCCCAAUUACAACGGGAUGCGACCAUGUAUUUCAUGAAGGAUGCAUAAAUGAAUGGCUGAAGAACAACGCCAAGUGUCCCCUGUGCAGAGUAGAACUACUAAACGACUAG